This is a messenger RNA of Acanthoscelides obtectus, 2693 nucleotides long. Lineage: Eukaryota; Metazoa; Arthropoda; Insecta; Coleoptera; Chrysomelidae. The record is from the annotation of a GenBank genome assembly.
AGCAACACUUAUAACCAAAACGCGACAUCUGGCGAGUUGUGUAAAUAACUAGAGUUCGGUUUUCUGUGAUAGAUGAUGAAACAUACUUGUAAAUACAAAAAAUUAUAAAAGUUUUCUGAUUGAGGGCUUCUUACAUGUGGCGCCACCUAUUGGCGCAGUGAUCUACUCUACAAUAAAACUGCCCAGAAAUCUUUAACAAACACUUACAUUCCAUGGUAAUUUUACAUUUUGUUAAAUAUAUCACAUUUUUUCUACUUAAUAACGUUAUCUUGACAACAAAGAGGAGAAAAUUCUAUCCUACAUGUAAUCGCUUAUUUUAAACCUUGUAUGAAUUUUCUAAACAUUUUCCUAACGACUUCUAUUUCACCUUGGAAAGGUCAAACAAGUCAAGUCGAAGUCGCCAACUAAUUUUUGACACUUCCUUGGGGGACGUGCCGGUGUACAAGUCACAGAGACCCUAUUUUCAAAUAUUUUGAAAUAAUACUCGCAUCUCUAAAGAGCUCAACAUGCCUAUGAAAUCAAUCAGAGCCCGCAACAUCUUCGACUCUCGUGGUAACCCUACUGUGGAGGUUGACCUCGUCACUGACCUAGGGCUCUUCAGAGCUGCUGUGCCAUCUGGUGCUAGCACUGGUGUCCAUGAGGCCUUAGAACUUCGUGAUGAGGUCAAAUCCGAAUACCACGGCAAAGGUGUCUUCAAGGCCAUUGACAAUGUCAACAAGAUCAUCGCCCCAGAACUGCUAAAAUCCGGAUUAGAAGUCACCCAGCAGAAAGAAAUCGACGAAUUUAUGUUGAAGUUGGAUGGUACUGAAAACAAGUCGAAGCUGGGCGCCAAUGCUAUCCUUGGCGUGUCUUUGGCAGUGUGCAAAGCUGGAGCUGCCAAAAAGGGCAUUCCCUUGUACAAGCAUAUCGCCGAUUUGGCUGGAAACAAGAACAUCAUCCUGCCGGUGCCUGCUUUCAAUGUCAUCAAUGGAGGCUCCCAUGCUGGAAACAAACUGGCUAUGCAGGAGUUCAUGAUCUUGCCAACCGGUGCUAGCUCUUUCACUGAAGCUAUGCGCAUGGGCAGCGAAACGUACCACCACCUGAAGAAGGUCAUCAAGGACAAGUUUGGCUUGGACGCCACCGCCGUUGGUGAUGAGGGUGGUUUUGCACCUAACAUCCUGAACAACAAGGAGGGCUUAGACCUGAUCAAGAACGCCAUCGAGAAGGCUGGAUACACUGGCAAGAUCGAAAUCGGCAUGGACGUUGCCGCUUCCGAAUUCUUCAAGGAUGGAGCUUAUGACUUGGACUUCAAGAACCCAAAGUCAGACAAGAACCAAUGGCUGCCUGCUCCCAAACUGACCGACCUUUACCAGGAGUUCAUCAAGGAUUUCCCUGUCAUCUCCAUCGAGGAUCCCUUCGACCAGGAUGACUGGGAUGCGUGGUCAAACAUAACCGCAAACACCAAGAUCCAAAUCGUCGGUGAUGACUUGACCGUCACCAACCCCAAGCGUAUCCAGACGGCCGUGGACAAGAAAGCGUGCAACUGCUUGUUGCUGAAGGUCAACCAGAUCGGCAGCGUGACUGAGUCUAUCCAGGCACAUUUGUUGGCAAAGAAGAACGGAUGGGGUACCAUGGUUUCUCACAGAUCAGGUGAAACCGAGGACACCUUCAUCGCCGACUUGGUAGUAGGUCUAUCAACCGGUCAAAUCAAGACUGGUGCUCCAUGCAGAUCCGAGAGGUUGGCCAAGUACAACCAGAUACUGCGUAUCGAAGAGGAGCUGGGAGCAGGGGCAAAAUAUGCCGGCAAGUCAUUCCGCCAACCACAGUAGGCGAGGCCUUCUAUGCGUGCUCCAACUAUUAGGUCGGUAGGUUACAAAACAGCUUGCUCUUGGUUUAGUUAUCGUGCCAAGAUCUUUGUACUGAGGUGAUUCAAGUAAGCUGAUUCAGGUACCAGUGAUGUUUCAGAUGUUUAGGAUGUAACAAGUUGUAUGUAUGCAUCGUUAAAAGUAUAUACUAAAUAUUUAUAAUGUAAAUAUUGGGUUUUAUUUCUUGAAAACAAUACUGUCACACCAAUACUGUUUCACAUGCAGAUGAACCACUGCUUACACGUUUAUCGUUUGCUCGAACAUUUUAAGGUUGCUUUAUUCCUCAUUGAACUUUAAGCACUCGCUGAAUACCAAUGCACUGCUCCAACUUCCCUUGAAAAACUGUUAUUAAAUUAUAAAAUUAUAGUGACUGAGAAAUCCAUAUACUGUUGAAAUGUGUACGAGAGAAAAGCUUGCAAUACGUAUGUUAGAAUGGGAUAGAAGCAGCACGUUGCAACCCGAGUGACGAGAUCACGGACGCAGUUGCGGCUUGUCGCGUUGCCAUCGGCGCACUCUUUCUAACAUACGUAUUGCACGCUUCUUGUGUUUCUCUCUCGUGUACAUUACCUCGUCAAUGAUAUUUGGAUUUCUCUGAUUAGGCCUUUUCACGUUUUUUGGCGGGUCACAGUGAAGCUAUAACAAUUAAUUUCAUCACUCGCAUGUAUGCCACCGCCCUCCAUGGCGGAUGUUUGUGUAAAGCGGCCUACACACCUUGCUGUAUGUUGCGAUGCGACUCAUGAAACUUGCAUAAGCGCCUACUCAAAUCGAAACCUGAUGCCUGAAUCGACUCGAUGUUUCAUGCAAUACAAAAACAAUAGGGUGAAGGUAUUUUUAAAACUACUUAGUGCG